GCUCGCUGGUUCACCCUUACCUGACGUGCCCUGGAUUUUUUUUUUGUGUGUGUGUGUGUGCUUCUCUCUCUCUCUCUCUGUGUGUGUGUGUGUGUGUGUGUUUGUGGGCGUUCGGUUUCUAUUUCUAUUAUCAUUCCCCUACAGCAGAGCAGAGCAGAGAUGGAAGCGACGACACUCUCUAUGGAUACGCAUACUGCGCAACCGCCUACGUCUGCGCCGAUAUCCACGUGCGCCCCCCCCGUCUCUCCCGCUGCUUCGAAGAAACGUUCCUCGCAGGAUGUCGAUAUGCAGGAUGCGCCUGUUUCGUUGGAUCACGUGGUAGCCUCGACGCCUGCGUCCGUGUACAGUGAUGAUAAAGAGAAUGUCGACUCUACGGGGGAAAAGUUGGUUGAGACCACAACGGCGGCUAUGUCUGCUGUUGUUGUUGUUGGCGGUGGUGGUGGUGGUGGUGGUGUGGAUCAGUCACAAACACACCCGCAGAUGCAGAUGCCACCUGCAGCGAAGAAGAGAAAGGUUUCGCCGGCUAGUCGGGAAGCCAGGCAGCAGGAGAAAGAGGCAAAGGAAAAACUGAAACUAGAAGAGAGGGCGAAGAAAGACGAGGAGAAGAAGGCCAAGGAGGAAGAGAAGCGGAAGCGGGACGCCGAGAAGGAAGAGGAGAAGAAGAAACGAGAGGCUGGAAAGGAAGAGGAACGCAAGCGCAAAGAGGAGAAGCGCAAGGUGAAGGAAGAGGAGAAGGCCGCGAAGGAGGAAGAGAAGAGAAAGAAGGAGGAGGAAAAGAUAAAGAAGGAGAGGGCACAAACUCGGUUGAAUGCUUUCUUCAUGAAACCCAAACCAACUAUUAUUGAGCAUCCUGUUUCGAGUGCUGGUGGCUCGCCGAAGAAGUCAUCGGGGGGUGAUGCUUCUGCGGAACCUCUUGAAGUAAGCGUGAAAGCCUCUGACUAUCGACAAGAGUUUCCUGAAUUCUUCUUGAAAUCACAUACAAGUGUAGCUCCACCUCACCGGUUCGAGCGAGACCCACAGGCGUUGGCACAUAUGCAGGUAAAAGUUGAUGCAUGCUUGAAGCCUGACUCCAAGCCCUGCGAUCCCCCGGUCUUUCGUCCGUCCGAGCUCUUUCGGAUGAUGUCUUACAAGCGACGACAGGGACGUACUGCAUCUGUGAAAGAUCUUCUUUUGCAAAUGCAGAGCCUCAGUGAGCAGUCUGAGACACCAGAGCUCGCUCAGAAGCUACAGAACUCGUUGAAGCAAGUGAGGAUGAAGUCGCUAAAGUUUGGCGAAGAUGUCCGACCAUCUUAUCAAGGUACCUUUAGCAAGCCCCUCUCUGAGGGUACUGCUUACAGAUUGAUGCGAAAUCCCUUCCGUCGAGAGCUCCCCAAUACAAACUACGGUUACGACUCAGAGGCGGAGUGGGAAGAGCCCGAGGAAGGGGAAGAUCUCGACUCCGAGGAGGAGGAAGAAGGUAGCGAAGAGGGAGAUGAUGAUAUGGAUGGUUUCCUUGACGAUGAAGACGACCAGCUCGCCGACGGGAAGAGACGUCUCCUAGUUGGGGACCUGGAGCCGAGCUGCACUGGGAUACGCUGGCAGGACCAAGGGAUUGAUCCAGAUUUGCAGAUCUACAAGAUUGAGACCAUCUCGCCUGCUGUUACGUUUCCGAUUGACCCAUUCUCUACCGCCUACUGGGCAAAGCCCAAAGCCCCCGAACCUACACAGACAGCUACUCUGAGUCGAUCAACCCUGGACGCAUUCGUUGGAGGGCCCAGUACACAAGCUUCCGCCGGCUUGCCUGCUCCAGAUGCAGGUGCAGGCCGACCCAAACGAGGAUUUCCCAUGGAACAACUGGCAGAAUUCAAGCAGGUAGUGGAAGGCAGUGAUCUCACAAAAGCAGGUUUGAUUGAAAUCCUGAAGAAGAGAUUUCCGAAAGUCCCCAAGGAUGCUUUGAAGGAUAUGUUGAACACGGUGGCUUCUCGAGUCGGUCAAAAAGAAGCAGAGAAAAAAUGGGUAUGCAAGUAGAAAAAAGUUUUGCGGAUCGGAACAA
Molecule: messenger RNA, 2032 nt
Organism: Aspergillus ochraceoroseus IBT 24754
Lineage: Eukaryota; Fungi; Ascomycota; Eurotiomycetes; Eurotiales; Aspergillaceae
Product: putative chromatin assembly factor 1 subunit A
Exons: 3
Coding region: 160-2007 (615 amino acids)
Biological process (GO): nucleosome assembly
Cellular component (GO): nucleus; CAF-1 complex
Source: RefSeq, a predicted model, not a curated record